Molecule: messenger RNA, 818 nt
Organism: Camarhynchus parvulus
Lineage: Eukaryota; Metazoa; Chordata; Aves; Passeriformes; Thraupidae
Product: ribosome biogenesis protein BOP1-like
Exons: 3
Coding region: 240-584 (114 amino acids)
Source: RefSeq, a predicted model, not a curated record
UUGCGCCUGCGCACGUUACUUUCACAUUUUCCCGCGCUGCCGCUCCAUUCCCGUUAUUUUUCCCGUCAUCUUUUCCCGCUAUUAUCCCUCGUUCCCGUUAUCCCGCCCUGCCCAGGAGCGGGAUCCCCUCCCUCGGGAGCUGCGCGGCGCAGCGGCAAGGCGGAAGCGCGGCGGGCGGGGGCGUGGCCGUGCCGGUGACCCGCGCCCACGUGUUCGGCGGCGCACGCGGAGCCGCCACCAUGGAGCAGCCCAGCCCCUCUGGAGGCAGCGAGGAGCUGUCCGAGAGCGAGGAGAGCGUUUAUUCCGGCCUCGAGGAUUCGGGGAGCGACAGCGAAUCCUCCGGGAGUGCUGAGGAGGAGGAGGAGGAGGAAGAGGAGGAGGAGGAGGAAGAGGAAGAAGCCCCUGGAAGCCCCUCAGCUCCCCAGACACAGGCCGAAGGGGCUCCUGGGAAGAGGAAAACCUUGGGAGACGAUUCCCCCUUGGAAGGGCAGCAGGAUUUGGUUGUGCACGAUGAGUACGAGGAGGACAGCUCGGAUGAGGAGGUAGGACCCGACGGGAUUCGUGGAAUUUUGUCCUGGAUCUGAGGUGGAAGUGAUGGAUUCGGUGCGAUGCGAGCGGUGGAUUCGGCGUCUGGGAAAAAAAUGAUGGAUUUGGGAAAAGUCCGGAGCAGCUGUUGGGGCUCGUCCCGGAGAAAAGUGGGAUCGAGGGGAUCCAGGGGGAUCCAGGGCAGGAUCUGCUCCCAGGGAAUGGGACAGGACACGAGGAACGGCCUCAGGUUGGGAUUCUUGGGAAUAUUCCCCUGGAAAGGGCUGGAAUUC